Galendromus occidentalis (western predatory mite) is the source of this 2991-nucleotide messenger RNA. Its product is annotated as extracellular sulfatase Sulf-1-like. Gene Ontology annotation, molecular function: N-acetylglucosamine-6-sulfatase activity; glycosaminoglycan binding. The record is from RefSeq and is a predicted model, not a curated record. The coding region runs from base 4 to 2991 and encodes 995 amino acids. The transcript has 4 exons. Lineage: Eukaryota; Metazoa; Arthropoda; Arachnida; Mesostigmata; Phytoseiidae.
UACAUGCGAUCAUCGAAUCCGAACAUUGUUGUCAUCGUCACCGACGAUCAGGACAUCGAGCUGGGCUCCAUGAACUAUAUGCCCAAGGUUCGCGAGCACAUCGAACGCGAGGGCGCCUUCUUUCCAAAUGCCUACGUCACCACACCCAUGUGCUGCCCCAGCCGGAGCAGUCUCCUGACAGGUGUCUACGUACACAACCACAACGUCUACACGAACAACAAGAAUUGCAGUUCGACCCAAUGGCGACGAACUUUCGAACCGAGGACAUUCGCAAACGCCCUCGCGAACACCGGCUACAACACAGGGUACUUCGGGAAGUACCUGAACGAGUACAACGGUAACCACGUCCCGCUGGGCUGGAAGGAAUGGCUCGGCCUCGUACGAAAUUCGAAAUUCUACAAUUAUACCGUCAGCGUGAACGGGAACAAGGUCAAGCACGGCAACGACUACAGUAAGGACUAUCUGCCCGAUCUCAUCACGAAUCAUUCACUGUCUUUUCUCAGACGAUCGAAGCAGUUCUACCCCGAUAAACCAGUCCUCAUGGUGAUGGCCUAUCCCGGACCGCACGGUCCCGAGGAUUCGGCCCCACAAUACCAAAAUAUGUUCCUGAACGAAACUCAGCAUCGGACACCGUCCUGGAACUACGCUCCCAACUACGACAAGCAGUGGAUUCUGCAACACACAGGAAAAAUGCAGGACAUCCACAUGAAAUUCACGGACAUGCUCAACACGAAACGUCUGCAGACCCUGCAGAGCGUCGACGAUGCUGUCGAUCAGCUGAUCACGGAGCUGAAGCGUCUGGACGAAGUGGAUAACACGUUUAUCUUCUACACAUCCGAUCACGGCUAUCAUUUGGGACAGUUUGGCCUGGUCAAAGGCAAGGCGAUGCCUUUCGAGUUCGACGUGCGGGUACCAUUCUAUGUCAGAGGCCCGAAAAUCUCACGCGGGAUCCAAAUACCGGAAAUCAUCGCGAACAUCGAUAUUGCUCCGACGAUGCUCGAGAUCGCGCGACUUCCUCCCGAUGUAUCGAUGGACGGCAAGUCUAUUCUGCCAUUGCUCAUGCAAAAAAUGGGCCGACGAGUCACGACCUGGCGGGACUCGGUUCUCAUUGAGAAAGGCAAGAUCACUCGCGAGGCUCUGAUCCGGAUGGAAAGCGCUUCGGCGGCCGCGGCGAAAUGCUCCACCGGGAAAUUCCCGUCGCCCUGCAAACCGGGACAGCGUUUCGAGUGCAUUUUCGAGGACCAAUGGAAACUUGUCAGAUGCAACCGACGCUGCCAGUGCAAGAAAAGUCGGAAGUUUGUGAUGGACGACGAUCUGCGGAGGAUUCGGAGCGGACUCCGACGGAGCUCCAAGCCCAGACUCCGACGGAGUGAGUUUUCGCUGCCGCCGCAAUACAUGGCGUUGACCCGUAAUCCCCCGAGUGUGCUGGCCAGCGGUGAAACCUCGGACGCGGAAGACGACUUCGGCUCGGGCCCCGUCAACUCACAGGGCAAAGAGCUGGUGAAUUGCGUUCAGUUCGCCAAGAAUCAGUCGGUCAUCUGUCUCGGUGAGGAGGAGUAUCAAGAUCCGACGCUGUGGAAAAAGAAGAAACAGGAGGUAGAUGGCCUCAUAAAGGGGCUUCGCCAAAAGCUCAACCAACUCAAGGGAUUACAGACGACCUUACGCCAAAACAGACCUUACGGCGCGUCCAAUGGCAGGAGACCUGUCGGCUCCUCGGAACCGGAUGACGAGUGCCAGUGUCGGCACAAAGGUCGCAAAAUGCGCAAGCAGGAAAAGUUCGCUAACACCGAAUGCACCGCCGAUCUCGAUAAGAUGAACUGUUUCACCCACGACAACGAUCACUGGAAAACGCCCCCGCUAUGGACCGAAGGUCCGUUUUGUUUCUGCCAGAACGCCAACAACAACACGUUCUGGUGCGUUCGGACCAUUAACGCCACCCACAAUUUCCUCUACUGCGAGUUCAUAACCGGCCUCACGAGUUUCUAUAAUCUCAAAGAUGAUCCCUACCAGCUCCGGAACGUUGUCAGCAGCCUAUCGAGAAAAGAGCUCGACCUUCUAAAGGUCUCGCUGAACCGAUUGCGACGGUGCCGAGGUGCGAGGGAAUGCACCGUGAGAUACCGGGUGCCCAAACCAAAUCCCGCGGUACUCGCGAAUCUCACGAUGUCGAUACGCGAUAAUCUCCUGCGGAAAACUUCCGUUCUGAGCAUCACCUCCAUAUCCGAAAUUCGAAAAACCACCUGGAUUGCGAAUCGCGAGCUUUCUCGAAUUCAAGACACCCUGGUUCGCCUGGAGUCUCAGACGCCCGUUCCUUCAGCCCUGAAAGCGAAAGACACAAAAUCUAGAGCGAGUCCGCGCAACCGGAUCCAGCUGACCGAUGAAGAGUGGAUUGAAGUCAUUUCGCCUCCCGUUCCCGCCAGACGAGUAUCGAAACCGUCGCGGAGGGAGAUGGCCGAUUUGAGACGACUGGCCGAACGUGCUCGAAUCUACAGAGAAGUUUAUAAGGAGCCCAUGCCUGAGAGGUACGAGAACGCUUCACCCCCGGAGCUCACUUCAAGGCUAAACAAGGACGAAGAGGAUCGUAAGAGGAGAAAAGAUCUCACUCGUCAGCUCAACAAGAUGCUCGGUCGCGUUCGCAUGACGGACGAAGAAGAAAGACGAGGCGAGGCUCCGAAGAAGGGAGCUGCUCUCGGCAGUCUCAAACUCACAGCGUCGUCGUCAGAAGACGCGGUAUCUCUCGGAGUCGCCAAACAGAAGAAAAUCCUUCAAUUGAUCUCCACGGUCCAAUCGGGAGGGAGCGAAGACCUGGAGAACGUGGAGAAAGAAAUCAAGCUGAUGGCCGAGGAGUCCGGCAAGUCUAAGGCGAAGGCGACAGUACCCUCCGAAUCAUCGGAAUCGGUCCCCUUGAGCGCGAGGAAUAGUUUGAGCGUCUCGACCGCGACCCCCACUGUGCCUUUGCGACAUAAGCUCACCUCAUCGAGCUCGAUAAAAUAG